AGAGAGAGAGAGAGAGUCAAAUUGUGAUUUUGUGAAUGGAAAGUUUGGAAACAAUGGUGGUAGCACAAGUAGUAGUAGUUGAAUAUUAUUGUAGUAGUAGUGGUUAGUAUCAGAAUAUAGGGCUCUGCUCUCUGACUGAAGACGCAAUCGCAGUGGUUCCCUUGGUCCCUUCCCCAGGUACCAGGUAGUAGGUAUCCUUCACCAUCAUCAUUUCCAUUAUCAAUUCACGGUGUUUCAUCCCAUCACUACUGCCGAUCUGCUUCUUCCAUUUUCAUUCUCCUCACUACUCGACUAUACUCUCUACAAAUACUACACCCUUCACCUUAACCUUUGCCUUCACUCUUUCCAUUUUUAUAUUUCCAUAAUGGCUUCCGCCAUUUCUUCCAGACCUCGCACUGUUGAAGACAUCUUCAAGGACUACACCGCUCGUCGUUCCGCUCUUAUUCGCGCUCUCACUUCCGAUGUGGAUGCAUUCUAUGCCCUCUGUGAUCCAGAGAAGGACAAUUUAUGCUUUUAUGGACACCCAAAUGAGACGUGGGAAGUUGGUCUCCCAGCUGAGGAGGUUCCUCCUGAGCUUCCUGAACCGGCAUUGGGCAUAAAUUUUGCCAGAGAUGGGAUGAAACGUAAAGAUUGGCUUUCCUUGGUGGCGGUUCAUACUGAUUCCUGGUUGCUCUCGGUGGCUUUCUACUUCGGUGCUCGGCUUAAUCGCAAUGAGAGGAAGCGUCUAUUCAGCUUAAUAAAUGAUCUGCCCACACUAUUUGAAGUCGUAACAGGAAGGAAGGCAUCAAAGGAUAAACCUAGUUUGGAUAGUGGAAGCAAGUCCAGAAACAGUAUGAAGAGAUCAAAUGACAGACAAAUCAAGAGCAAUACUAAGUUACUUGACGAGGAGGAGGACGAACACGGUGACACCCUAUGCGGAAGCUGUGGUUCAAAUUACAAUGGUGACGAGUUUUGGAUUGGUUGCGACAUCUGUGAAAGGUGGUUCCAUGGAAAAUGUGUGAAGAUCACACCAGCUAAAGCAGAAAGUAUUAAGGAGUACAAAUGUCCAUAUUGCAGCACAAAGAAAAUCAAGCAGUAGGAGGCUCAUCAUGAUAAAGCUUUUAGAAGGGGUUAAUAAUCUCACUUUACUGUACUGGUUCAAAGAUUUCAUUGUAAAUCAAUGAUAGCAAUGUAGUGUUGUCUUCUUUUUUUUUUUUUUUAUUAUUAGGGAGUUUUAGUAUGUAAUUUUUACAUUUAUCGACACUGAUGAUGGUGCUCAUUGUUCCUGGCAGUGGUUCGUUUACCACUGGAUGUAUCUUCCUCUGUUAUGUUGUUUUUAUGUAGUUAACUAUUUUCAUGUCAAAUAGAAUUCUUUAUGAGUUCUUAA
Molecule: messenger RNA, 1366 nt
Organism: Humulus lupulus (European hop)
Lineage: Eukaryota; Viridiplantae; Streptophyta; Magnoliopsida; Rosales; Cannabaceae
Product: PHD finger protein ALFIN-LIKE 2-like
Exons: 5
Coding region: 365-1078 (237 amino acids)
Biological process (GO): regulation of DNA-templated transcription
Cellular component (GO): nucleus
Molecular function (GO): histone binding; transcription coregulator activity; transcription cis-regulatory region binding
Source: RefSeq, a predicted model, not a curated record